Molecule: messenger RNA, 372 nt
Organism: Suhomyces tanzawaensis NRRL Y-17324
Lineage: Eukaryota; Fungi; Ascomycota; Pichiomycetes; Serinales; Debaryomycetaceae
Gene: RPS10
Product: 40S ribosomal protein eS10
Exons: 2
Coding region: 1-372 (123 amino acids)
Cellular component (GO): cytosolic small ribosomal subunit
Molecular function (GO): structural constituent of ribosome; RNA binding
Source: RefSeq, a predicted model, not a curated record
AUGCUUAUUCCAAGAGAAGAAAGAAAGAAGAUUCACCAAUACCUCUUCCAAGAGGGUGUCGUCGUUGCCAAGAAGGACUUCAACCAACCAAAGCAUGAAGAAAUUGACACCAGAAACUUGUUUGUCAUCAAGGCUUUGCAAUCCUUGACCUCCAAGGGAUUCGUCAAGACCCAAUUCUCAUGGCAAUACUACUACUACACCUUGACUGACGAAGGUGUCGACUUCUUAAGAACCGAAUUGAACAUCCCAGAAGGUAUCUUGCCAUUGACCAGAUUGAAGAACGCCCCAGCUGAGAGACCACAAAGAGGUGGUUUCAGAGGCCCAAGAAGAGGUGGUGCUGAAGGUGGUUACAGAAGAAGAGCUCGUGAUUAA